UGUGGCCUGCUUUCUUGAGAAAACCCUCUGUGCUGCCCCCUUUCCGCUCCUCGAGGUGACCAAGCAAAUAUUUCUGGCAGGCUGUAGUGGAGAAGUCAGCAAAAUCUGUGCUUGAUUUAGGGGAGGCUGGUGAGUAAGAAAUGAACUGCUUCGCCAGCCAUCUGGAAAACACCUUUCUGGAAGAUGCGAGGGAAGUGAAAACGAGAAGAAAUUGAUGAUUAAGAGGCUGGAGGAUGGGAGAUUUAAAUUGAAAGAGCUGCUAUUUGCUGAGUCAUCUUUAACGGGCCCCAGUUGUGACCCAAGGAAAGGGGCAGCCUAUGGGCUCCUUCCGCAGCCCUGCCGAGUGAUGGUGCUACUGAAUCCACAGAGUGGGUCGGGCCGGGCCCUGCCUCUCUUCAGAUCGCAAGUGCAGCCCAUGCUAACAGAAGCCAACAUAGCGUUUGACUUGUUUGUCACAGAGAAGCCCAACCAUGCUUGGGAUCUGGUGAGGGAAGAGGAUAUGUCCAGAUGGGAUGCCUUGGUUGCAAUGGCUGGGGAUGGCUUGCUCUAUGAGAUGAUCAAUGGGCUCAUGGAACGUCCUGACUGGAGGUCGGUUACCCAAAAGCCUCUUUGCAUCCUUCCCGGAGGCUCUGGGAAUGCCUUGGCCGCUUCGCUCAAUCACUAUGCAAGCAAGGGCAAUUUCGUCAAGGAAGAUCUACUAAUUAACUGCACUUACUUCCUCUGCAAGGGGCGGUAUUCACCCAUGGACAUAGUGUCCCUGCGCACAGCUUCCGGCAAGCGCCUGUUUUCCUGCCUGAGCUUUGGCUGGGGUUUUGUCUCCGAUGUAGACAUUGUCAGCGAGAGAUACCGGAAACUGGGCAGUGCCCGCUUCACAGUGGGCACAUUCCAACUUCUCACCACACUCCAAGUCUACAAGGGCCGCCUCUCCUACCUGCCUGCUGAAGAGCAAGGCUCUGCUUCGGACUCCUCAUUUCCAACAGGGACGCAGAACCACCCGUCAGCGCAGCACACCCACCGAGGCUCCUUCGACAACGGGAAGUUGCCAGUUCACAUCCUCCCUCCAUCUGUGCCUCCCUUCCCAAACGAGGGGUGCAACCUUGAGGACUCCUUGCUGGUCCCUUUUGAGCAACCAGUUCCCAAGCACUGGACGGUGGUGCCCGAGGAGGAGUUUGUCUCGAUCGUAUGCAUCUAUCAGUCCCAUCUGGGAGCAGACCUUUUUUUGGCCCCCAGUGCCAAGCUGUACGACGACGCAAUCCACAUCUUCUACUUGAGUGCUGGGGUCUCCAGAAUGGCUAUGGUCAAACUCUUCAUGGCUAUGGACAGAGGGACCCACCUGACACUCAGCAACCCCCAUCUCCACUAUGUGCCUGUGAAAGCCUUCCGCCUGGAGCCCCUCGAGCCCAAGGGCUUCAUGACAGUGGAUGGCGAAGUUUUAGCAUGCGAGCCAGUGCAAGGCCAAAUUCACAGACGGCUCACACAUAUUAUCAGUGGCUCCUCAGAAGGCUUGGGACCUCCGAAAAAGGAGCACUGAUGCUGGGAGUGAAGGGCUGUGCAAGCACAAGGAGGGAUGAGACGAUUCCCAAAUGCUGCACUGACUCAAGAUGUCAACACGAUCUGUGCUAGUGAUUAUUCUCAGGGGGAAAUCUGGCUCGCAGAGCAGCUAUUUAAUCAUUACAACAUGAAUGAUGGGUGAGCCUCUUUUGUGGGAGCAGGAUUAGAUUUUUUUCCCCUUAACUGUUGUGUAGCAGAAAAGGCAGCUUCUGAGUCUUCUUGCUCUGCCUAGCCCUAGAGAAAGAAAAGUAGGUCUCCAAAAUUAAACCAAAGGCAGCUUCUCUGAACACUAUUUUGCCCUUCUAUCUACAAGCAAAACCUUCAUGCAAAGCAGCUGAAGCAGAGAACAUGACAUCAUCCCAGUGCAGUAUCUGCCCAAAUAAAAAUAGCUUCAUCCCAUGCCACUUUUAGGGCCAAUUUUAACCCUCCUGUUUUGUAAAGAGUUUUUUCUUUUUCUACAGCAACACCACAAACCUCCAAAUCUGUAUGUGGUGGUAGGUUAUAUUCUUAUGGAGAGAUGAAAUAAAAGUUCUACCUUUUUCAAAAAGGAAAA
Messenger RNA from Pogona vitticeps (central bearded dragon), 2104 nucleotides. RefSeq names its product sphingosine kinase 1 (gene SPHK1). The record is from RefSeq and is a predicted model, not a curated record. Lineage: Eukaryota; Metazoa; Chordata; Lepidosauria; Squamata; Agamidae. Gene Ontology annotation, cellular component: intracellular membrane-bounded organelle; membrane; cytoplasm. Gene Ontology annotation, biological process: phosphorylation; sphingosine biosynthetic process; cellular response to growth factor stimulus.